AUGACCCUUUUCAGCGUCGUACCCAUCCUCUGUUUCUUCCCUAUCUUGGUUCUCCUGCCCGCUCACACUCUCGCAGAAGCGGGCGAACUUGUUCUCUUCUUCGAUGCCUCCUGCAAUAAGGCAAGCACAGCUCUACCUCAAGUCUCAUUUGACCUAUCCACCUAUUGUUACCCAGCAUGCCCCAACGACAGCACUGCGGACAUGAUAAUACAUGACUUUGGAUCAAAAACUAACGAAGCACUGCUUCAACUGCCGAAAUUAUUGUUAUUGGGCAACACUAACUCCAACCUCAUCGGGUACGAAGACAGCAUCUGUGCCCAACAGGUGAAAGGUUUCCUCCAAGACAUAUGCCUUCGGUACUCUGCAACACUUCUUAUUGCCAGCGUAAUGUUCACUUGCGACGAUCCGGCGAAUAAUCCUCAGCCGACAAGCACGUUUACCGCUACUGCCACAAGAAUUGCGGGGGUGGCGACAAGCCCAGCUCAAGGAACGAAUGCCGCAAUCAGUUCGAAAACUUCGGCUUCAACGACGACUGUUGGGAGAUCGUCGCCAACUUCCGCGAAUACUGGAAAUUCAGGAAGUGCGUGCAGCAAAGGCUCUGCAGGUCUGAAAAUGAGUGACAAGAUAGCGAUAGGAGUUCGGGUUGGAGUCGGCAUCACGAGUAUUAUAAUUGCUUUGGUAGCUUGGUUGUGGCCAAGACAUGGGAAGGUUGGGGGAGGACACAUGCGAAAUAUGGGGUGGAAUUAA
Molecule: messenger RNA, 747 nt
Organism: Hyaloscypha bicolor E
Lineage: Eukaryota; Fungi; Ascomycota; Leotiomycetes; Helotiales; Hyaloscyphaceae
Exons: 3
Coding region: 1-747 (248 amino acids)
Source: RefSeq, a predicted model, not a curated record